AUGAGGCAUCACAGAGUGAAAAAUAGUAAAGAAGACGCUAGCAAAGAGUUCUCCUACAGCUUUUUUUUUACAUUACUGCAGUGCUCUAAUGCCCAAAACAAAACAAGUAUCACACCUGCAGACUGUAAUACCAUUGAAAGAGAUGCAGGAGUGGCCCUGGAUUUGGUCAACAAACAUCGCAGAGAUGGCUAUAUUUUUGCUUUAUUCCGUGUUGCUGAUGCACACAAACUACAUACCGGAAAUUAAUCUGUCCUGUUUGUUUCCUUAACUGUGCUGGAAACUGAACGCCCUGUAUUUUCCAGAAGACACUGGGAGCCUUGUGAAUACAGUAACACCUAUUCCAUAGACUUUGGGCAAUGUAAGAUUAUCAGCCAGCUGCUGAAGAAACCUCAACUAUAUGGAUUUAAUUGUACAUUAACUCCAGUUCCUCCUGAUCUAUUAGAGUGUAAAGACUGUCCUGUGAAAGAUGAAGUCUUAGAAGUCACCGAGCAACAUAAAGAUAAUGCUGCAAAGACCCUGAAGAAAUUCAACAGUGAGGGUAACUACACAAAAUACUUCAAUGUGGAGAAAGUUGAAAAGAUUUUAAAGAUGGUAAAAUGCCUCCAUGAAGGUCACAUUUUAGGAUUCUCCAUAAAAGAGAUCAACUGUUCCAAAUCCACACAACAAGCAGAUCAGGCAUUGGAAUGUGAUUUUCUGGAUGACUGGCACGCUCAUGUGGGAUUCUGCAAGACAAGAAUCAUCAGUGAUCCAGAUGAAGCUGAUGGAACAGAAACAAACUGUGAAAUCUACCAUCCCUGGGGAUGUACACACUUACUGAAAUGUCUCUGGCUGUAUCCUCAUGCAGGCUACAGAACCUCACUUAGUCCAGACUAUCACAAGAACCAAGAGGAACCACAACAUCCCCCUUCUGCUUCUCCUCCCCAUGACAAAUCACAUCAUCCUCCUCCUUCCCAAGAGGAAUUACAUCAUCCCUCUUCUCCUCCUCCCCAUGAUGAACCAGAUAAUCCUCCUCUUGGUCCCCAUCAUGGAUCACACCGUCUUCCCCCUCCUCGUGGACCACAUCACCCCUAUCCUCCUGCCCAUUGUAGACCACACUAUCCUCUUCCUCCUGCCCCUCCUCAUGGACCACAUCAUGGACCACCACCUCCUGCCCAUUGUAGAACACAUCACCCUCCUCCUCCAGGACACCCUCGUUGUCUCUGUCAUCACUAUUACAGACAUCACUGCAACAAGACAAGCAUAUCGGGAAAGUACUCUCCAUUCCAAAUAACAGGAGCUGUCUAUCGCAUUCCAGUUCUAAAUCAGCAGGAUUCUCUCACACCUCCCACUGCAAACUUUACUGAGCUACUCCAAAGCAUCCCUCACUCCUCCAGCACUGGUGAAGGUAUUCCCUUCAUUGGCUCAAGUCUAAAGGAGAUGCCAGAAGCUUCAGGUUUUCCAGAUCACAAAUCAAAGUCAUGCCCAGGAAACCCCAAACUUUUUCCUCCAAAUAUUCUGCCUUUAUUUCCACAUAGCUCCAUGGCAGAAAAUUCUCCUACAUGACCUCAGAGAAAGGUGUUCCUGGUUUGAGAGUUGCAGGGCCAAUGACAGUUGUACAAUGAAUGAAAACAGCACAUGGAGAAGGGGAAAAACAUACAAUUUCUAGGGAGAAGAAGCCCUGAAAAUAAUGAUUAAGACAAGUAUUCCAACCUGCCUCUUGAUCCCAGCUAUCUCAGACUCCAUUGUAACUGAAAGUCUCAAAAUUCCAAGUCCCUCAGAUAAUGUGAAGGGUACAAAUCUCCCCAGCAAACAAUGCUCCUUUAGUUCUAACAAAAAGGAAAAUUCCCUAAUAGUGAAAACUACCAUGUAAAAACUUUCAUUUUCUCAUUAUUCAUAAUUUUAAUAUACUUCUCUGA
This is a messenger RNA of Grus americana (Whooping crane), 1895 nucleotides long. RefSeq names its product histidine rich glycoprotein (gene HRG). The record is from RefSeq and is a predicted model, not a curated record. Gene Ontology annotation, biological process: regulation of platelet activation; negative regulation of fibrinolysis; negative regulation of endopeptidase activity. NCBI's taxonomy places the organism in Eukaryota, Metazoa, Chordata, Aves, Gruiformes, Gruidae. Gene Ontology annotation, molecular function: zinc ion binding; heparin binding; serine-type endopeptidase inhibitor activity. Gene Ontology annotation, cellular component: extracellular region; blood microparticle; endolysosome.